This is a messenger RNA of Silurus meridionalis, 1338 nucleotides long. RefSeq names its product C-type mannose receptor 2-like. The record is from RefSeq and is a predicted model, not a curated record. Bases 162 to 1136 code for a protein of 324 amino acids. Lineage: Eukaryota; Metazoa; Chordata; Actinopteri; Siluriformes; Siluridae. The transcript is spliced from 7 exons.
GAAACUUGUCGUUUGCAUAAAUGUGCAACAGAAGAAGUUUCUUAAGAACACAGAGGCAUAACAGUUCCCAACACUCUUCAAAAUUCAGGGACUAAUAAUUUUGCCUGCUGCUUGGUGUGAUUUUGGAAAUAUUCUGAGUGAGUUUCCCAACAAAAUCUGCGAUGCAUCAGCAUCUUUUCAUCAUCCUGUUUUGCACAGGAAUCGUCCCUUUCGUCUCGUCUGUCUCUUAUUUCAGGUAUUAUGUAGUCAAGGAUAAGAAAACAUGGAGUGAUGCUCAGGCUUACUGCCAGGCGACAUAUACCGAUCUGGCUAUCAUCAAAACUAACGACAACCUGAUCCAAAUUCAAGAUGAAGCAAACAGACAACAAUUCAUUUCCAAAGCUUGGAUUGGAGUGUACAAUGAUGUCAAUAGUUGGCGCUGGUCACUUGGAAAUAAGCCACUAGGAAAUAUGACAAUAUGGGCUCCCGGCCAGCCUAGUAACAAUCGUGGAAUGCAAAGCUGUGGUGCAAUAGCUCCUCAAGGUUGGGAUGAUAGAUACUGUACAGAUAUGACCCCAUUUGUAUGCUUCGAUGAAACGAAAAAUGGCUCUGACAGAUACAUUUACAACUCCAAAAACACAACAUGGAUAGAAGCUCAGAGUUACUGUAGACAGUAUUACACAGAUCUGGCCAGCACAAGCGAUGAAACAGAAUACACACUGAUACAUGAUAUGGCAACCCCAUUGCAAAUUCACACCUGGAUUGGUCUGUUCAGAGACUCCUGGAAGUGGAUCGACGAAACGCCUCUUUCCCUCGUCCCUUGGAAGAUUGGAAAACCUGAUAAUUUCCAGAGAAAUGAAAGUUGUGCAAUUUUGUAUCAAAAUCAACUUGAGGAUUCACUGUGCUCUGUCUUAAGGCCUUUCUUCUGCUACGAUGUCAUCAAAAAACAACAAACGGUAAAGGUGAAGAUCCAGUCUAAUCAGGACAUGAAUGAAUUCAAGACAGAAAUCUUGGAGCAGAUCAAGCUAAAACUGGUGGAAGAUGGGAUGGCAGGAAACAUCACGGUGAAAUGGAGGGUGCAAACAGAUGGAGCAGUGUUUCACAAGGAGGAUGCAGAAAAUAAUAAUGCCGGAGACAAAGAUAAAUGUAUUCCAUAAGUGUGAAAUCUGGGAUAAUCUGGAAAACUGGAAUGACGGGAAAACUUCUACACUCUCUCUUUAUGAUAAUGCUGUAGACUAUAGUUAUAUAGUUCUGUCUUGAUGUCACCAAAAUGACGAUGGAUUCCCCUUUUGAGUCUGGUUCCUCUCAAGGCUUCUUCCUCUUAACAUCUAAGGGAGUUUUUCUAUGUCACAGUCACCA